Chara braunii is the source of this 4154-nucleotide messenger RNA. NCBI's taxonomy places the organism in Eukaryota, Viridiplantae, Streptophyta, Charophyceae, Charales, Characeae. The record is from the annotation of a GenBank genome assembly.
ACGGUUGUUCCAUGUCCUUAUGCUACAGAAUCCCGCUCUGCGCUUCUUGAAAGAACACCGCAAGGAGUAACAUGGCGAACUUCUGGGUGGGGAAACUCGACCCCAAACUUGAUGAAAGGCUUGGACAUAGACGAGACAAACUCAAGCUGAGGGGAAAUGGAAAAUACGUACUACCCGAGGCGACGUUUCCGAGUCUGGAAAGGUGGUGGGCCGAUAAACAGCGUGAGAAGGCCGAGCAACGCGAGGCUGCAAUUAGGGGGAUUGCGAGAGAUCCAAGUGGCUUUCAAAAUGUCGAUGACUUCUUUGAUGUCUGGGGAAAGAUACUGGACGAGGAAGAAAAGGAAAAAGGACCACGUGUGAGAGAAAAAGUGAAUGUAAUGGAUGGGAAAACUCGCCGACAGCGAUACAUGGAAAGGCGGCCUAACAGAAGGUUUCCCCCACUCUUAUCCGAGACGUACCCCGGUCUGAGCAUAUGUCCUGCACAACAAGAAUGCAGCAGACCCGAGGCUCCAGGGAAUGAGUUGAGAGAUUGCACCGAAGGAGAGAACUCACAUCUGGAGGACAGUAGAGCAUCUGCCGAGUUUGCGAGGCGAGGUUCGAGCUCCAAAGGUGCAAGCAACCCACGUGAAGAAGCUGCCAGCUCUGCAGCAGGCAGCCUGGGUGAACCAUGUCCUGAGGUGGCUGUGGCAUCUCAGUGUGAGAAGACAGCUGGGGAAACCGGAGAAGCUGGCAUGAGGAAGUCCUUCGAGGAACGUACCGGGAAGAACGGUCUUCCAGGGGCUCUGGAACAGUCAAGGGAAUCUGGUGACCAUGCAACCCGUGUCGGGGAAAUGGACAGUGAGCUCGGCGAUGGCUUGGAAAUUGAAGGACCUGAUGCAAAUCAAGCGGCAAUGAGAGGACCGCAUAGCUCGUUGAUGAAAAAACUUAAGGAGCACUUGUGUGGGGGCACGGAUGCGUCAGAGGCAGGCCAUCACUCUGAGGAAGAAUGUGGGGUGAAUGAGCCACCGCCGCCUGCACUUGGCGACGAUCAGAACAAGGGAAAGCGAGGACAAAUUUCUGAAGACCUUCCCUGUUGCCAGUUGUCUGAACCAAGGCAAGCAUCUAGGUCUGCUUGCAAAUCCACAAGUAUCAGCUCAACGAGGGGACCGAAGGUGUGUGGCAGUGAUUCGUGCAGCACGGCAGGGAGGAGCUUACGGACACAAGAAAAACAGUGCAAUAAUGAGAGUCACAGCCGUGAGGCAGGAACUAGUCAUGGAGAGAAAAGUGAGAAGGGCAAAGCAUGGGAAGAUGGGGAGGAACGUGGGACAGACAGGCGAUUGGUGCAUGGUUUGCGUGGGACGACAUCAGCAGCCGCAAGUGAAACUAUGUCUCGAAAGAUUCCCGGAGGUCAAUCAUGUGGACCAGGGAAAGCCUCGGGGGAGUGUUGUGCUGAUAGAGGAGUGUCAGGACCUCUUGCCAUGAAGAGCCUGCCAGAGGGAACGCCACAGGGGAGUGGGCUGGUGCGUGGAGAUGGUGGGAUUGCGGAUGAGAACGGCGAUUGUCUGCCUAGCUCGAGUUCCACGUGCCGUUCGAGCAUCCAGCUACCGAGGAUGUAUGACAGCGAGUACUGGAGUUCGACAGGAUGUGUGCGUCAGAAGCAUAGGCGGUUGCCACAGGAGCAGCCGUGCGGAAGCAGCGGCGCGGAUCAGAAUUUCAAAGCCCGCGAAGACAGAGGGCGAAGUGGACUCCGCAGAAAGGGCGACAGCGCCCAACUUUCUCAACAAGGGAUUGGUCAAGAAGCGCGAGCUGCAAUAAGACAGAUGGAUGAGGAAAUUGCCCAAAGACGGGAUCGACUCCACCAAGCGCAGCAAGUGGCGGACAUGAUUGCAGCCAGUAGGAACCAUCUUGAUAAUACAUCGGCUCAAAUGUUCCAGCAGUUAAGGGACUCGAUGGAUGCGAUGAAGAAGCCUGAGCCCACACGAAAGGGAUGGAGCAGGUCCGGGAAGUCGAGAGUGAGCAUGGUGAUGGAAAAGUUAGGCGCAAUGGCCCCGGCCGGGUCAGCAGAGGGCUUGGGGGUUGCAGAGAAGUUGGCCGUUGCUCGAGGACAGGAUCUGACAGAUGUUUCUGGAACACAACACGGUAUGGAGGAUAUUUUGGCUGUACACAGUAAGGACGUUGAAAUGGAAGAGGAAGGGGAGGAGGAGCUGAAAACAUAUGGCUCGACAGUCGUGUCUAAGAUGAACAGUCACACUGGUCAGUCUUUCCCUGAGUCAGUGGAGAUGACGUCUGUGAGACAUCCCGACGAUGUACGCGUACUUUCCGAUAGCAGCGGGAUUGCAACGGAGGAGGUCGAUUGCCAAGUCUCUGGCAGUGAGGGAGUAAGUUGCAGUGAGGAUGGGACUGUGACAUGUAGGCCACAUGAGGUAGAGCGGCUGUUGAAAAAGCCGGCAGGUAGGCAUCGAAAGUCUAGGUUCUCCUUAGCAAGGGAAAAGUUGGCCUCAGCUACCAGCAUCAGCCUUCAACAGAGCACAAUCAUCGAGGGGGAUGUUAGUGAGAGUCAGCCAAUGGGAAUGGAUGAUUCAACAGACAAGUGCUUAUCCCACAACCAGAAGGGUGAGGAAGAUGGCACAGAGAAAUUGGCUGGGUUGUUUGAAAGGUCCCGUGGUCAGCCAACGAAAUCCAGGUUCUCUCUCGUGCUGGAGAAAUUGGCCUUGUCAAGCAGCAGUGCGGAUCUCCAGCAGAGCACAGUCGUACAGGGAGAGGCUGGCAGUGAGGGCCAUGGGACAAAGGGAUUGGCUGGGCGUUUUGAAAGUUCGUGUGGUCAGCGGAUCAAGUCCAGAUUCUCUCUCGUGCGCGAGAAAUUGACCUUGUCAAGCAGCAGUGCGGAUCUGCAGCAGAGUACAGUAGAAGGGGAGGCUGAUAGUGAGGAGCAUGGCAUGGCAGCCACAAACAAGAACGAGGACAUGUCCAAGGAGGGACUGAAAGCAGUUGGAGUUCAGAAGGUGAUGGAAGAUGAAGUAGCGGGGAGGUCCGAGAUAACUUGGGCACAAGAACUUCCAUGCAUCAGCCAAUGUAACGAAGACCAGGUACACAAAGAGGCCUGCAAUCAUGUGGAAGAAAUGAGCAGGAGGGGACGUCGGGUUUCUGGUGCUUGUAGAUACAUAGAGAGUCCUGAACAUGACACUUCUAAUCUUUCAAAAGCUGCGGGAACAGAGAUCUCUGUGGGGAGUGAACUUGCUGAGGUGUUUGACUGGCUGAACGCAGACGGAGAGAAGGGAAAGAGGGAGAAAGAAAAUGUGGUGCUGGGAGAGGAGGAGAAUAAUGACGAGGGGGUGGAGGAGGAGGAGGAGGAGCAGGAGGAGGAGGAGGAGGAGGAUCAGAAGGAGGAGGAGCAGGAGGAGGAGGCGGAGCAGCAGGAGGAUCAUGAGGAGGAGGGUGAGAUUUCUGUGCGGAGAGGACUUGCUGAGGUGUUCGACUGGCUGGACGCAGAUGGAGAGAAGGGAGACAAGAGGGAGAAAGAAAAUGUGGUGCCGGGAGAGGAGGAGAAUAAUGAUGAGGGGGUGGAGGAGGAGGAGGAGGAGGCGGAGGAGCAGGAGGAGGAGCAGGAGGAGGAGGAGCAGGAGGAGGGGGAGGAGGGAGAGGGGAAAGGGGAGGAGGAAGAUGUAGAGGAGAUGGGCAAGGUAGAGAAGGUGGAGAAGAUAGAAGAGGAGCAGGAGAGAGAAGAGAAAGAUGAGAGAGAAAACAGAUGGGAAGAGGAACCAGAAGAGGGAGAGGAGAGUGAGCAGGAACGAGAGGAGGAAUACGAGAGAGAAAACAGAUGGAAAGAUGCUGCAGAAGAGGAAGUGGAGAGUGAGGGAGAGGGAGAGGGAGAGGAAGUAGAAAGAGAAGAAUUACGUGAGAAGAUGAUUGUGGAGCCAAGGAGGCUGGACUUCCGGACUGCACUGGACUCUGAAACAGGCGAGAGUCAGGAGGAAGGAUGCACCGUCUCCCAUGCAGAAGAAGGAAGCAUGAGCAGCAUGAGUCCCACACCAAAGAGAGCUAAAUCGUCAAAAGGCACAAAGUCGAAACUUUUGGCGAACAAGGUAAGGAUAUUUAUAUAAUUUUCUGAAUCAGAUCACAAACACUGCUGAGCCUUGCAUUUCUGCCCUUGGAGGCAUCAAGCUUCACAUGACUGU